Molecule: messenger RNA, 551 nt
Organism: Rhizopus microsporus ATCC 52813
Lineage: Eukaryota; Fungi; Mucoromycota; Mucoromycetes; Mucorales; Rhizopodaceae
Exons: 3
Coding region: 101-346 (81 amino acids)
Source: RefSeq, a predicted model, not a curated record
CUGCCAAACCAGUAGAUUCUUGAUCGAGUUCUCUGGUGGAACCAAAGUCAACAAUACGAUUAACAAGGAAUCUUCAGAUAUCAACAAAUUAUAUUCAAAUAUGAUGAACGUUGUUGCUAGUUUGCCUUCAAGUGUUUCCAAGAAAUUAUUCUGCGCCCGCUUUCAUGAUGGCAAGAUUUGCUUGGAAGAGCUAUUUGUUCAUAAGCGAAAGUAUUAUAGGAAAAUCCAUACAUCUUUUCGAUGCCCGACUACACCAAGAUUGCUUAUCGAAUACAUCAAGCAAAUUACCAAAAUACUCCAAUGGAAAGAGGCAAUCGUCAACUUGACGUUAGAAUUUGAAGAAUAAGCAUACUCUUCCCCCUUUUCUUCUUUCUUCUUUCUUUUUCACUUUUUUUUUAUUACUGAUUAUUUUAUGUUUAAAUGCCCAAAAAGACACUUCAACACUCACUCUUUACUGCUUUAGAAAAUGCACAGGAAUAUGUAGCUAAUAUCUAUAUCGAAUGCCCACAUAUCACUACCUUGGCACUUAAAGGUAAGAAAAAGAAAAAAAA